CAUGGCCCGCACCGCACACAAGCCUCUUCGUCUCUUCGAGAAAAAAAAAUCAUCCUUCGAGAGAUUUCGCGGGGCGCAGGUUCGUGAGGAGCUAGGGUUUGGGAGGGAGCAGCGGAGAAGAUGAUCGAGGUGGUGCUGAACGACAGGCUGGGGAAGAAGGUGCGGGUGAAGUGCAACGAGGACGACACCAUCGGCGACCUGAAGAAGCUCGUCGCGGCGCAGACGGGAACCAGGCCCGAGAAGAUCCGCAUCCAGAAGUGGUACACCAUCUACAAGGACCACAUCACCCUCGGCGACUACGAGAUCCACGACGGCAUGGGCCUCGAGCUCUACUACAACUAGAAGUAUGGCCGCAUUUGAGUCCAGUUGUCUUAAGAAACUAUAUGGAAUCCAACGAACCAUACAAGACUGCUGCAUGUACCAAUAACUGCCGACCUGAAAUCCUGAAUGCAGCCAUAUUAUCAACCGGCAAAUGUGAUGUGAUGUGACGCUACUCGUACACUACAUAUAACAUAAUGUUUGUGACCUUUGUGUGAUAACCGCUGUAUUUUUAGUUAUGGCAAGUUCGUUCUGCUUACGAUUUGUACUGCA
This is a messenger RNA of Triticum aestivum (bread wheat), 591 nucleotides long. Its product is annotated as ubiquitin-like protein 5. NCBI's taxonomy places the organism in Eukaryota, Viridiplantae, Streptophyta, Magnoliopsida, Poales, Poaceae. Gene Ontology annotation, biological process: protein modification process. Gene Ontology annotation, molecular function: protein binding. The coding region runs from base 121 to 342 and encodes 73 amino acids. The record is from RefSeq and is a predicted model, not a curated record. The transcript is spliced from 2 exons.